Messenger RNA from Pelobates fuscus (common spadefoot toad), 894 nucleotides. RefSeq names its product riboflavin-binding protein-like. Bases 72 to 773 code for a protein of 233 amino acids. The record is from RefSeq and is a predicted model, not a curated record. Gene Ontology annotation, cellular component: external side of plasma membrane. Gene Ontology annotation, molecular function: signaling receptor activity; riboflavin transmembrane transporter activity; riboflavin binding. The transcript is spliced from 7 exons. NCBI's taxonomy places the organism in Eukaryota, Metazoa, Chordata, Amphibia, Anura, Pelobatidae.
CCUCACCCAUCCUGCUUUCCCCUGGAAGCAGAAUCAGCUUUUCCUAGGCUGGCAGAGGACAAUGGGACAAUAUGAAGAUAUUAGUGACGCUCCUGGUGUAUGGUGCUCUCUCUGCUGUAUCCGGCCAACAAACUUGUCUUUUAGGAAAGCAUCACAAAGCGUCCCCGAGUGCAGAGAUUGGGGCCAAGGAAUGCGUUCUCUAUGCUGAAUCUUCCUGUUGCUAUGCCAACUUCACAGAGAAACUGUCGCACUCACCUAUCAUCGAGGUGGAUAAUUACUACUGGAACAGAUGUGGCAAUCUCAGCAAAGCGUGUGAAGCUUAUAUUAAGAAGACUGAAUGUUUUUACCAGUGUUCCCCCUUAGCGGCUCAUUGGAUUCACCCCAACAUGUCAUUUGCGAUAGAGCACGUUCCCCUCUGUCAGUCCUUUUGUGACAGCUGGUUUGAGGCUUGUCGAUCUGAUCUGGUCUGCGCUCGCAAUUGGCUGUUUGACUGGAUUGUGGAUGAAAAUGGAAACCACUGUAAAAAUGAGUGCAUCCCAUACCACCAGAUGUAUGCAAAUGGCACAGACUUAUGCCAGACUGCCUGGGGAGCAUCGUUUGAGGUCAGCUCUUCUGCCUGCCACUGCCUUGACAUGACCGAGACAGACAGGAAUGUGAUAAAGUACAUUCUGGGUCAGGAGAACUCGGAGGAGAGCGAUGAACAGGAGGCUUGUAAACCCAGGCUGCAGAAACUGCAAGAACAAGACGAGAAAGAGGAGGCUGAGAAUGACUGAGUCUCAGAUCCACCUGACUGAAGCAUUCGAUGAAGGAACAUGGAGACGCCUGUAGACAAUUUAGUAAAUUCUUUAUGUGAACAAUAUGAGGAGUUAACAUAUAAAUACAGAAUCACUCACA